Molecule: messenger RNA, 939 nt
Organism: Saccostrea cuccullata (small rock oyster)
Lineage: Eukaryota; Metazoa; Mollusca; Bivalvia; Ostreida; Ostreidae
Product: putative nuclease HARBI1
Exons: 1
Coding region: 1-939 (312 amino acids)
Source: RefSeq, a predicted model, not a curated record
AUGCAGAGGAGGAGAAGAAGGCGAAGAAGAAAUCAUAGAGCUGUUUGGGUGAGACCAUGGAUUGAUAGAAGACUGGACCUUGGCAUGUACAAUAAGCUGAUGAUAGAGCUGCGUAAUGAAGAUCCACAUGCCUUUCACAAUUUCAUGAGAAUGUCCCUAGCCAUGUUUGACGAAGUGGUGAACCGGCUCACUCCCAGACUGACCAAGGAACAAACCAACUUCAGACCUAACUUGGAGCCUGGUCUCAAGGUGGCAGUAACCCUGCGCCACCUGGCCUCUGGUACAAAAUACAGGGACAUGCAGUAUGCCUGGAGGGUGCCACACAACACCAUAAGCAAAGUUGUCAGAGACGUAUGCGAGGCCAUAGUGGACGAGUACCUUGAUGAGCAGAUGACUUGCCCAACCACCGAAGAAGAAUGGCGGCAAAUUGCUGAUGACUGGCUGCAGAGGUGGAACUUCCCUCACACCAUUGGUGCCAUUGAUGGCAAGCAUGUGGCAUGCAAGGCUCCCCCCAACACAGGGUCGGAAUACUACAACUACAAGGGCUUCUUCAGCAUCAUACUGUUUGGCAUGGUCAGUUCCGACUACAAAUUCCUCUGGGCUGACGUAUCAGGAAAUGGCGCUGCAUCAGAUGCCCAAAUCUACAACCACAGUGAGCUGAAGCAAGGUCUAGAAAGCGACAACAUCACGGGUUGGCCACGUCCAGACCCCCUUCCCAAUGACACACAAGAUGUUCCCUACUUCAUUGUGGGUGAUGAUGCUUUCUCCCUAAGAACAUACCUGAUGAAGCCAUACAGCGCGAAGAACCUGACCAGGGAAGAGCGCAUCUACAAUUACAGAUUGUCAAGGGCAAGGAGAGUGGUAGAAAAUGCCUUUGGUAUAAUGGUCAAUAGAUUCCAGGUACUGCUCACCACCAUGCUGAAACAGUCAGGCUCAUAG